AUGUACCGCUACACACCCUCGCUCGCAGCCGCCAUCCUCUGCGUCGUCGCCUUUGGUAUCCUGGCGAUUGUACAUUUGGCGCUUUAUGUAAAGGGGAGUAAUAGGGUUGUUGGAUUGGUUUUUGUGGGUGCGGUUUGGGUUGGCAUCAUGGGAACAAUGCAACUCUCCCUCGCUAUCGCCGGUUCGAAAAUCGUCAUCGCGGGUUUAGCACUACAAGUCGCUACCUUUCUCGUCUUCCUCACCGCUGCCCUGGACUUUCAGUGGAGGAUGUUGCGGAAACAAACUACUUCAGCGUCUACUGUAGAGAAAGGGCCGCCUGUCUGGAGGAAGACGCUAUAUGUGCUUUAUGGUGUUAGUACGUUGAUUCUGCUGAGGUGUGUGUUUCGGUUGGUGGAAUAUUCGAUGGGGAAUGCGGCAUAUGCUAUGGCGCAUGAGUGGACGUUGUAUUGCUUUGAUGCGCUGCCCAUGGUGGCGGUAUUGGUGGUUUUGGCGGUAUUGAGGCCGGAGAGGUGUUUGGAAGGGGAUGUGGUGAUGGUGGAGGAGAAGGGCGAUGGGGAUAGUGAUGGUGAGAUCAGGGUUGUGGAGGGUGUGGUUUGA
Molecule: messenger RNA, 597 nt
Organism: Pyrenophora tritici-repentis Pt-1C-BFP
Lineage: Eukaryota; Fungi; Ascomycota; Dothideomycetes; Pleosporales; Pleosporaceae
Source: RefSeq, a predicted model, not a curated record